CUCUGCAGGGUUGACGAGCGUGCUAUGUUUGUUGUCCGGUCACAUUCCUCGGAUUGAUUUAGAAAUAUCCUCCAAGAACAACGGGAGAGGAUGGCCUUGGCGGCUUACGUGCUUCUGGUCCACGCCCUGCCGUUCGCCGCCGCCGUCGGUUCAAACAUUACUGGACUUCACAUCCGGUAUUUGACACAUCCGCCCGAGUUCAUCGAGCGUCCGCGCGACCAGAAGGUGCCGUACAGCGAGGCGGCAGCCUUCUUUUGCCGGGCGCGCGGCGAUCCUCCGCCGCUCAUCAAGUGGUGGCACAACGGCAAGCCGCUGCUGCCCUACUUGCUGGUGGAGUUUCCGCAGGGCAACGGCUUCUGGGUGGAGCCUGUACGCACCAUCGCCGACGAGGGCGACUACGAGUGCGUGGCCGAGAACGGCGUCGGCGAUCCGGUGCGCGCCAAGGCCACGCUGACCGUGAUUGGAGCCGCGCAUCGUCCGCCCGGCUUUCCGCGCAUCAUCCAGCAUCCGACGCCGCAGCUGGUGGAGAAGGGUCACGACUUUGUCGUCAACUGCAGGGCCACCGGCGACCCGGAGCCGACCGUGCGCUGGUUCAUGAACAGCGUGCCUGUCAACAUGUCCAGCGGCCGCUUCGUGCUCCGCGACCGGCCCAACAGAGGCGACAUGGUCAUCAAGGACUCGGUGACGUCUGACGAGGGCAAGUACCGCUGCGCCGCCGAGAACGGCGAGGGCACCGUCUACUCGAACGACGCCAUCGUCUACAUCAGUGUGCGCCGCGCGGAGCCGACGUUCACCAUACUGCCGGACGCGGUGUACAAAGUGCUGCCCGGCGAGGACCUGAACCUUACCUGCGUGGCCGUCGGCUCGCCCGUGCCCCACAUCCGGUGGCACAAGGAGCCGGGCAUCGAGCUGAGGCCGCAGGAGCCGGCCCCGAUCGGCCGCUCGGUCCUCGUGCUCAGCAACGUGCGUCAGUCCAACAACUACACGUGCGUGGCCACUAACGAGCUCGGCUCGGUGGCCAGCAUGACGCAGGUCAACGUGCAAGGGCUGCCGCGGCCGCCGACAAACCUGCGCGUGUUGGACGUGACCUCAGAGGCGGUGCGCCUCUCGUGGUCGUAUGACCUGGACCAGGAGACCAUCAAGUACUACGUCAUCCAGUACAGCCAAAAGUACGGUGUGCAGCAGGAGAUCAACGGCGUGAUAUCGCUCCACUACGCGGUGCCCAACCUGGCGCCGUUCACCGAGUACGAGUUCCGCGUGAUCGCUGUCAACAACUUGGGCCGCGGCCGGCCCAGCGCGCCCGUCCAGGUCACCACGGGCCUGACAGAGCCCGGCUCGGCGCCCAAGAACGUGCACGUGCGGCCGCUGGGCUCCAGCACGCUGGUUGUCAUGUGGGACAGCCCCGACCAGCCUGUCGUCCAGAUCACCAGCUACAAGGUCUACUUCACGAUGACGCCCGACCUGCCGCUGAAGCAGUGGGAGUCGGAGGUGGUGUACGCCGGCGGCGGCACACUCAUCACCCUCUCCGGCCUGGUCCCGCACGAGAUCUACACGCUCCGUGUACAGGCCGAGACGCUGGCCGGGCCCGGGCCCAUUUCGGUGCCGGUACGCGCCAAGACGCAACAGGGCGUGCCCAGCCAGCUGAACGGCCUGGACGUGGUGGAGAAGGGCGCCACAACGGCCGUCCUCAGCUGGGAGCGGCCCGUGCACUCCAGGGGGGGCAUCAUCAACUACGUCGUGUACUACAACAACACAUACGAGAAGAUCUGUGGAAAGUUCCGAACAUGCUCUGGACAGAGAUGCGAAAUGUUUCUCAAACGAUCGGUGAACAUCACAUAUGAAGACAGAAGAAAAAUCGCAUAUGCCAGUCUUUUGGUGGAGCGGCGCAUGGUGGUGCCACUGCACGAGCGCUAUGAGAUGAAGGACCUGUACCCGAACACGCUGUACUACGUGUGGGUGGCGGCCGUCUCUGGCAGAGGCGAGGGUGCUGCCACGCCGGCCAUCCCGUUCCGCACCGAGGAGCAUGUGCCGGGCAAGCCGCGCAACCUGACCGCCCGCGUGCUGAACUCGACGGCCGUCCGGCUCACCUGGUCACUACCCACGGACCGUGAGCGCAACGACCUGAUCCUCGGGUACCAGGUCCUCGUGCAAGAGCUAGGCACGGAGGGCAACGGCCGCUCGUCCCGGCCGCGACGCUACGAGAUCCGCGACGGCGAGGCGGCCGACUACACGGCGGCCGACCUGCAGCCCAGCACCUCCUACCUGUUCCGGGUGUCGGCACUCACUCGCAAGGGGGACGGCUCGCGCAGCGACGCGGCGCGCGCCACCACACAGGGCAGCGUGCCCAGCCAGCCCGACGUGCACAUCAAAGUGAUCAAGGAGGAGGAGCGGGUGACGCUGGACGUGGAGUGGUCUCGCCCGACCGAGACGCACGGUGUGUUACUCGGCUACCGGCUGCGCUACGGCCGGACGGGCGACGCCGCCAGGCUCAGGGAGGUCACCAUCGCCGGAAACACGACCCAGUACAAACGGCUCAGCGACCUGGAACGUGGCGUCGAGUACGAGUUUCGCGUGAGCGGCCGGAACGACGUCGGCCACGGCCAGGAGCAGAUCAUCACGUACAACGCGAGCGAGGGCGCGCCGUCCGGCCCCGUCACCAACGUCACGUUCAGAUUCCAGGCGACCGAUCGGGUGGCGUUCACCUGGACGCCACGAUCAGACCAGCGAAACGGCAAGAUCACCGGCUACAGUGUGCAGCUCCACAAGGAGGGCAACCUUGACCACGUGGAGCGGAUGCACCCCAACGACACCAAGGUGGUGUUCACCAAGCUGGAGGAGAGCACGGCGUACGUGUUCCGGGCGCGCGCCAACACGUCGGUGGGCGCCGGGCCGUGGAGUGCGCCCUUCUUGGUCAGCACCGAGAGUGACCUGGUGCGGCCGCCCAUCAACCUGCGCGCCAUGGCCACCAGCUUCUCAAGCGUCGAGGUGUGGUGGGAGCACGUGCACACCGCCACACAGAUCGUCGGAUACCAGGUGUUCUACGCCAUGGCGCCCGGGACGGACCUAGACGCCUGGUCGUUCAAGAAGGUGCCGAUCACCACGUCUGCUGAGCUGAAGAACCUGGACAAGCACGCCCAGUACGCCAUCGUGGUGGCCGCGCGCAGCAAGUCGGGUCUGGGCCGUCUCUCGGACCUGAUCUGCGUGCGCGUGAAGCCAAUCGACGUACCGCUGAACCUGCACGCGCUCAGCGUGCACGCGCACGGCGUAUCGCUGACGUGGCGCCGGCCGGCGCACCUUGACCCGCGCAACUACCGCAUCCGCUACGACGCUGUCAAGGAGUUCCUCGACGCCGAGGGCGUAACACAGUCGCAUCGCAUCGAGCCGCGCUCGCUGAUCCUGGACGCCAAGUGGUGCGAAAAGAGGAGCAUCUGCCGCAAGCAGAUCGAGGACCUGGAGCCGUUCACCACGUACACGGUGAACGUGACGGCCGUGCCCGACGACAACGGCUACCGCGCGCCGGCCAAGAUCCGCGUCACAACUCAGAUGGCCGCGCCGCAGCCGAUGGCGAAGCCCGACCCGUUCGGCGUGCGCAACCAGAAGGUGACGGUGACCCUGCCGUGCGUCUCGGAAGAGUACGGCCCCAUCUCGCACUACUUUGUCGUGGUGGUGCCCGAACACGACGUCAGGGAGCAUCCGGACUCGCACAGCACAAAGAAGAUGGUGGAGGGGAAGCGCUCCGAGCUGAUGCCCAACUACCGGCCGUACAUCACCGCCAUGUUCCACCAGCGCAACAUCCCGUACACCUUCGCGCUCGGGGACGGUCGCAAGUACGACGGCUUCGUCAACAAGCCGCUGGAGAAGGGCAAGAAGUACCGCAUCUUCGUGCAUGCCGUCGUGGACAUGCCGGCGCAGGACCUGUUCACGUCCAGUCCGUACUCAGAACUGCUCAGUCUGGACAUGAAGCGGCCGCGGGCGGGCGCGUCGUACUCCUCGUCCAGCCUGGUCUGGGUGGUGGGUCCGACGGCCGUCGGUCUGUUGCUGCUCAUCAUCCUGGUGCCGUACAUCGUCAUCGCCGCUGGGAGGUGCGGCAGGCGGCGCCAGUUGCAGAGAUCGCCAGAGCCAGCCACCGUGAUGAAGCCGCCGAUGUGCGACAUGGCGGCGCCGGCCAGCCACGCGCAGACCGACCCGGCCGAGGUCCGGCGCCAGAACCUCCAGACGCCCGGCAUGAUAUCGCACCCACCCGUACACGUUAGCCAGCUGGCCGACCACGUGGAAGCGCUCAAGGCCAACGACAACAGCAAGUUCUCGCAGGAGUACGGGUCGAUCGAGCCGGGCCAGCAGUUCACCUGGUUCAACUCCAACCUGGACGUGGAUCAGCCCAAGAACCGAUAUGCCCACAUCUUAGCGUACGACCACUCGCGCGUGGUGCUGCAGUCGGAGGAGGGGCUGGCGGGCAGCGACUACAUCAAUGCCAACUUCUCCGACGGCUACCUCAAGCACAACGCCUACAUCGCCACCCAGGGCCCGCUGCCCGAAACGCUCUCCGACUUCUGGCGCAUGGUGUGGGAGCAGCGCAGCUUCACUAUCGUCAUGAUAACGCGCCUGGAGGAGCGGGCGCGCAUCAAGUGCGAUCAGUACUGGCCCACCAAGGGCACGAAGUCGUACUGGCCCAUCCACGUGACGCUCACAGACAGUCAGGAGCUGGCCAGCUACGUGGUCCGCACCUUUCAGCUGCAGCGGGCCGACUCGCUGGAGCGGCGCGAGGUGCGCCAGUUCCAGUUCACGGUAUGGCCCGACCACGGCGUGCCCGACCACCCGACGCCGUUCCUGCUGUUCCUGCACCACGUCAAGGCGCUGAACCCGGCCGACGCCGGGCCGAUGGUGACGCACUGCUCGGCCGGUGUGGGCCGCACCGGGUGCUUCAUCGCCAUCGACAGCAUGCUGGAGCGCAUCCGCUCCGAGGCCACGGUUGACGUCUACGGUCACGUGACUUGCCUGCGAGCCCAGCGCAACUACAUGGUGCAGACCGAGGACCAGUACAUUUUCAUCCACGACGCGCUGCUGGAGUCGCUGGUGGCCGGCAACACGGAGGUACCGGCACGCAACCUGCAGGCCUUCACAUCGCAGCUGCUUCCGCCGACCGGACCCGGCGACAACAUCACCGGCAUGGAGCUCGAGUUCCAGGACCAGCAUGUACCGACGGCGUUCGCGUACCGAGCGGUGUCCGAGUACCUCAUCGCGCUCGACCACGUCGAGCGUGGGCCGCCGCGACGAUUGAGCGAGCGAGCCUGCCGGCCGGGCGCCUGCGACGGUGCCGACAUAUCAGGGCGGCGCGGCCGACUGCAGCAGCACCGCCGCCAAGGCCCACAUUUCCCCUGCCCGCGACCGCCAUACGUGACGUGAUACGGCGGGCGGCCGGGCUCGGCCAUGCGCACAAGGUGCUGUACACAAGGCCGCUGUACAUACGCCCGUUGGCAUAACGAGAGGUAACGUGCCGCGCCGCGGUGCGGUGCGCCAAACAUGUGUAGGAUGUUGUGGCGGCGUGCCCGUCGCACAUACCAGUGACGCCCGCCUGAUGCAUGUUCGCUAGCCGCGUCCCGGGCUCCGCUGCCGAGUCGACAGCCGGAGCACGAUCCUGAUCUUUCUUCUGCGUUUUAGAUUAUCUGUACGCUGCAUUUUGUCGGCGAGACGGUUCGAAGGGAUUUUAUUUGCACAUGGUGUUCGUCUCCUCGUGACGUGUCGGCGGCUGGCGUCACGGCGACGGUGGCGGCGCCGCCAGGCCCUGCGU
Molecule: messenger RNA, 5788 nt
Organism: Pollicipes pollicipes
Lineage: Eukaryota; Metazoa; Arthropoda; Thecostraca; Pollicipedomorpha; Pollicipedidae
Product: tyrosine-protein phosphatase Lar-like
Biological process (GO): protein dephosphorylation
Molecular function (GO): protein tyrosine phosphatase activity; protein binding
Source: RefSeq, a predicted model, not a curated record